CGAGGUAGCACUUGUCACUUAUCAAGCAGACGGGACUCAUUAGAUCUGUAUAGGCGCACCGCUGGGUUGGGCAGCUAUCGUUCGCCUAUAUAAUUUUCGGCAAAAAGGUAGUCUGAUCAACCGGUGCUCUCUCACUGCUACUGUACAGCCAGCCUCCCGCCUAUCUCCACCGACCUAGCUACCUACUACCGACCUAGGUAGCUACUACCGAUCGACCGACCGAUCCACGCACACUCGUACACUACCACACUACUACACUACUACACUACUGCUGCUACUACUACUGCUACGACCUCAUCUGACCAACUACUACUGUACAUAUUUAUCCGCCCGCCGGCCUUCUUGCGGAGAAAAGGAUUUGCACGCCAGCAGACCGUUGCGCCGCUUCCCGUCCCCGUUGUCCCAGUUCGUUUCGAACUUUGCAUGCGACCUCGUAAUCAUGCUCAUAAUAACAAUCCCUAACAACCAUACCCGAUCUUAAUCCUCAUCUGGAAACUAUACGCCCACCCGCCCGUCACGCCCCCGCCCGCAGAGAACGCGACUCGAUUUUUUUCUCGACAGACAGACGUGUCGUUUCUAAUCCAACUCCUCCCACGACCAACUGCCGCUGUGUGACGCACGCACGUACGACGAGGGAGACGAUAGCGAGCGACGACGACGACGAGGACAAGAAGCAUUGGAAGGACAAGAGAAGGAGAGUUGUACUGGUUGACUGCUUGUGUGUGUGUGGACAGACGGGAGCCCCAAGAUUGGCUACCUGCACCGCAUACACUAUUAUUGAUUUUGCACCACUACACACUGCAGUGGCUGCUACAUACUGCACACCGCACACUGCACACUGCACGCCCGCUGCAGCAACGUUCCUUACCCGCCCGCCGCGCCGAUUUUCAUACCGAUACAUACCUACCAUACUCGACCACAGCCUGCCUGCGCUGCGUGUUUGUUGUGCAACAUCCCAGCAAAAUACCACCUAAAGAAGACAGAUCGCGCGCCUUCUGCAUACCCAAUUAACCCACCCACUCACUCACCCAACCACCUGUGAACUUCCUCGUAUCUUCCAGUCCUCGACGAGCGAUCCACCCACGCGACCCUCGGCCCGCGAUCGGCCCCCGUUGCAACCAUCACAUUGAUCGCAUUGUCUCUUGUGGCCCGACAUGGCAGAGGACGCGAGCAAGAUAUCCAUUACCAUCUGUGGUGAUGGUGGGUGCGGAAAGUCUUCCAUCACACUGCGUCUGGUUCGCAGUCUGUGGACGCAUGAGUACGAUCCGACCAUCGAAGACUCGUACUCGGUCACGCGAAACAUUGACGGGACCACCUUCUCCUUGGCAAUCACAGACACCGCCGGCCAAGAAGAAUACCGCAGUCUGUGGUCGUCGUCCAACCUGCACUCCGAUGCCUUCCUGCUCGUUUACGACAUCACUCAGCAAUCCUCGUUGCGCUCGCUCGAAUGGUUCAACGAGCUCAUUGAGCAAGAGCGCGAACGACGCAUGGAGCGAGGAAAAGUGCUGCCCGUCUGCAUUGUCGCCGGUAACAAGUGUGAUUUGCAAGGGAUACGGCAAGUCGGUGCCACCGAAGGUCUGAACUGGGCACGAAGUCGAGGAUACGGCUUCAUGGAGACCAGUGCGCGAGAAAUGGUCAACAUUGAGGAGACAUUUGCUCUUCUGGUCCGACGGGUGGUAGGCGCGCGGAAGCAACACUUGGAAGGCAUGACACCCAACUUGCCAUCGUCCACCUCACGAACAAGGCCAUUAGAACCACUUUCGGCGAUUAGCAACAACACCACCCACAAUACCAAUAACACCAAUACCAACAACACCAAUACCAACAACAACAACACCACCACCACCAACAACAACAUCAAUAACAACUACAGCGAAAAGGCCCUGCCACCUGAGCCGCGCCAAUCUCGCCAGUAUCCACAAUGGGAACCCGGCGAGGAACUAGGUCGAAAGCGCUGGUGGCACGCGUUCAACUCUCUCAAGUGUUGGUGACGAUAGUUGACCACCAUUUUCUGGCAUAUUCACAAGCCAGCUAACGAUUUCCCUAUCCCUUAAUAGAGAAGAAGGAGCAGAAGAAAGAAGAGAAGCAAUUCUCUAUUCUGCGCAAAAUCUGAUCUCCCGGGACGGUACAAGACGGCACUCUCGGAAUGAUCUACCUCUGUUCGCGUACGAGCGCUUUCUUAUUGAUUUCCCCAUCGGAUGCAACUGCAUGGGCACGGAUGGCACUUGGCGUGCAUAUAUUUCAACAUUUGUGAAUUGGGCUCCGUGGAGUCUGGGAGGAGUUGCGCCAUACCCCUGUAUUCAUAUAUUAUCACAUAUAUCACGACAUCAAUAAUGACUUUCGAGCCUCACUGCACGUGCAGAUGAGCU
This is a messenger RNA of Sphaerulina musiva SO2202, 2369 nucleotides long. RefSeq names its product ras-domain-containing protein. Gene Ontology annotation, molecular function: GTPase activity; GTP binding; GDP binding. The transcript is spliced from 3 exons. Gene Ontology annotation, cellular component: plasma membrane. Gene Ontology annotation, biological process: signal transduction. The record is from RefSeq and is a predicted model, not a curated record. Lineage: Eukaryota; Fungi; Ascomycota; Dothideomycetes; Mycosphaerellales; Mycosphaerellaceae. Bases 1155 to 1991 code for a protein of 278 amino acids.